Mercurialis annua (annual mercury) is the source of this 876-nucleotide messenger RNA. RefSeq lists its product as uncharacterized. The transcript has 5 exons. Gene Ontology annotation, molecular function: growth factor activity. Gene Ontology annotation, biological process: regulation of root meristem growth. NCBI's taxonomy places the organism in Eukaryota, Viridiplantae, Streptophyta, Magnoliopsida, Malpighiales, Euphorbiaceae. The record is from RefSeq and is a predicted model, not a curated record. The coding region runs from base 111 to 680 and encodes 189 amino acids.
UUGACUUGGGUUUGAACUUCGAACUUCUCUAUAAAACCCACCGAGUUACAACUCAUUUUCCUCUCUUUCAAAUUGUUGAAAUAUACAGAACUUAAUCAAGAAUCACUAAAAUGGUGCACACAAGGUUUAUUACAUCACUUCUUGGACUUCUCUUUGUCUUAAAUACCCUUAAAGACUACUCUUAUUAUGCACAUGCUCAUCAAGAUUCAGAAAGGGAGAAACAUAAGCUAUUGAUGGAUGAAGAUAGUGUUAUUACUGCUCACAAGGGAUUAUUUCUUGAUGGUUUGGCUGCUGAAAGAGCAAGAAAAUUUGUGUUUGGAGGAAGAAAAAUGGUGGUUGAACAUGAAGUGAUGAUGAGGAGAAAAAUUGGUGAAAAGGAUGAAAUUUCAGUUGCAGGAUAUGAAAAGAACGCUUUGAUGAAAAGAUCAUUCCACCAAAAUUUUAAUCCCCAGCAGGAGAAGAUGAAUAAUAGGAAUAAUUUGGGAGGUUCAAGAAGUGAGGAAGAAGUGAAAUUUUCAGACACAAACCCUAACAAAUUUCGAGCAACUACUCCAAAAAGUGACACACAAAGGCUUGUUGAGGCAACAAGAGAGAUUGUGAAUUUAAUGAACAAAGAUUACAAAGGAACGGACAGACCUCGCCGCAAGCCACCAAUCAACAAUCAUAUUCCUAUUCAUUAGACAUUAAUAAAUUAUGUUGUUUAUUACAUGUUUUAGCUUAAAACCCUAAUCAAUAGUCAUAGUUUUUGGCUCACAAUUUUGCCCCCAAACAUAGGAAGUGAAGUCCCUUGAAACUCCAUGUAGGAUAUAUAUACUAUAGAACUACUUUGAUUUUGUUUUUUAAGUAUGUCAUAGGACAAGAAAAGGUUAUGUUUUU